CCUUAGAUUCAGAAGCACUCCUGUUGGAGAUAGUAAAAGUGCAUUCAUUCCAAAUCUCUUACCAUCUCUACUGGUAAGAAAAAAGUUUCUUCAAACAGAUCUGCAUCGCUUGCAAUCCUACUCUCAAUGACGGCCAGCAAAUCCAAGUCCUCUAGCAUUAUCGUGAUAAAAAUUAAUAGCGUCCCAAUAAAUCUCAAUAGCUCCCUUUAGAAGAGAAAUUAGAACUGAUUAUUCUUUUAUUGAUGAUUUGUGGGGAAAAAGUCCAAACCCUUUCAACGUCAGCCAAAUUUCCCGUCCAAAAAUGUUCCGGAAGCAGGUCCCGGGACUCGGCCGAAAGGGGAAAACCUUAAGCCAGUCCUUAUUCCUUACCAAAAAUUUGCUCCUCUAGCCGUCGGGCCGUCGUUUGUCUAGGGCUUUCCCGGACUACCCAUUUCAAUUUUCAUUUCGACCGAUCGCUGACGGAGUUCCACCACAGCAGGAGGGAAACAAUGUCUCUGUGAAUGAUCUGGCCUCAAAUAUGGCGAACAACGCCACCAAAGAACCCAGCACCGCUCCGCAGCCGGACAAGUGGUACGACCUAACUCUAGGCUCUUCCUUCACCGAGGCGGCCUCCUCCUCCAAGUUCUGCACGCUCAGAUAUGAAUUCAAGCCGGCAUCGAUCGAUAAGAGUCAGCCGGGAAGCCUGAUCAAGACGAAGGACAACAAGGUGACCGUCGAGUUCCAGAACAACCAGCCGGGAAAGCCCAAGGUGAUCUUUGAGGGCACCAGCGAGGCGAAGGACAACGAGGCCGUCCUCUUGUUUGACGGCAACUCUUUCCGCCUCGAACGCCUGCAUCGCGCUGUCAAGCGCCUUCGUCAUCUCCGCCUGCCUGGGGAGUCAUCUUCUGCCGCUGCCGCUGCCGCCGCUUCUGCAGCCUCUGCCAGCGACCCUCUUCUGCGAAGUCCUCCUCAUGCGAAACCAUCAGCAGCGAAACCGCUUUCAGUGCCACCGUCUUCUGUGACUAAGACUGCCCUACACUCGGUGGUUCCUGUUGAAGUGGAGCGAAUUGAUAUUGGCGAGUUUGGCAGCUCAGGUGCCAAACCUGCUGAUAAGAAUUCGGUUGAUUAUUCAAAUGCAGUGCCAAUCUUGCCAACUUCAUCUCCAAUAGGGAAGAGUGAUGAGUCUGAAAAGAUUGAUGUGCUUAUGGAUGACGAUGAAGCAGAGGCUGGACUUGGAGAGGCUCCAAAGAUGAAUUUGAACAUGAGGAAUAUUGAGAAUGACUCUGAGGAUGAGAUUGCUGAUGUGGAUAUUACAGAUGAGGAAGCUGACAAGGGACCAAAUGCUGCAGAAGCUUUACGUGCUCAAGUUAAUGCACAGGCGCGCAAUGGACAGACAUCCAGCUCAAGUGGUAGCAGUGGCAGUGGGAGCAGUGGAAGCGGCAGCGGCAGUGCGAGUGGGAGUGGGAGUGGCAGCAGCAGUGAUAGCGAAGCCAGUGAUGAUGACUCGGUGAACUCAGUAUAAAAUGUCAGAUGCGUUCACUGAGAUCCUGUGCAGCACUCAGAUUUGCAAUGCUUUGGUUGGUAGAACAGCUACACCUACAGGAACCGGUUGACUUACUAGAAAUCACAUUUUUUCAGCCAGUGGUUUGUUGAUGACUCGCACCAUUAGCAUCAACACUGAAGGGCAACCUUUGUGGGGAGUGCAGUUGCAUGGUGAAUACAGAAGGAAGGUGAAGGAUGCAAAUUUAAAUUCUGUUUUGCCCUGUGUAUCCUGUUCUUUUGCAUUUGAGUGGUGGCUUUGAGCUUGGUGGCAAUGCCUACAAUCUGUUCAAGUCAGAUAUAAUUUUAAAUAAAUAUCUCAUUGACAAUGCCUACAA
This is a messenger RNA of Nymphaea colorata (pocket water lily), 1856 nucleotides long. RefSeq lists its product as uncharacterized. Gene Ontology annotation, biological process: regulation of transcription elongation by RNA polymerase II; positive regulation of DNA-templated transcription. Lineage: Eukaryota; Viridiplantae; Streptophyta; Magnoliopsida; Nymphaeales; Nymphaeaceae. Gene Ontology annotation, molecular function: transcription elongation factor activity. The record is from RefSeq and is a predicted model, not a curated record. Gene Ontology annotation, cellular component: super elongation complex. The transcript is spliced from 4 exons. The coding region runs from base 518 to 1501 and encodes 327 amino acids.